GCAAGGAGGCGCCAAGAUGGCGGCGCUGUGGGGCGGCGGCGCGGGAUAUGCCGGUGGUGGGGGGACCCUUCCUCUGCGAGGUGCCUCGGAGUCCGUGGUGGGCAAUGGCCUUUCUUCCACGCAGUACUUGUUGGCAGAGGAUUUGCACUUGGCCUCACUGGAGGCAGAAACCAUCCUUGAAGCAGGAGAGUUCCUGGAGACAAUGCAGAGCUACAUAGACUCCUCCGUCAUCUCCAUCAUUGAGGAUUUCAGCAGCCUAACUGAGACAAAAGGCUGCAUGGAUGCAGAGAACGAGCUUUCACUGUUGACUGCAAUCACAGAGAUUCUGGAUAGCACUGAUGAUGAAUUUCUGUCCCCCUUUGACACUAUUCCUGACUCUGAGUUGCUGACAUCACCCAGGGGUUGUGACAGUUCUUCGGUUGAAGCCACUGCCAGCCUUCCUUUGGCACCAACUCCAGAUUGUCCCAAGGACUCCACUCCAUCAAAGAAAUCCAAUAGUAAAGCACCCAGGGGGCGGAGGCCGUUGUGGCUUAGGGAACAAGAGCAACCUGGGCUGCAGCACAGUGACAGGGAGCAAAAGGAUGGCGAUGAGCCAGCAACGGGCUGCAGACAGAAUUUUGUGGCAGGUGUGAAGGAGAUCCCUGCAGCAUCAGCAGCAAAAGAGGCUGAGAGAAGCUAUGGUGAAAGCAAUGGCCCUUGUAUCAUUGCCCCAGAGAGUAUCUCCCUCAGUGAGCUGGUGAAGUCAAUGCAUCCUUACUGCCAGCCCACCAUCACUGUAUGCCUGAGUCCUGAAAGCCAGCCCCUUGCUGAGGAGCUCCUUGCUGGCCCAGUUGUUUUGGAGAUCGUGCCUGACGAUGGUGAGAGCAUGGAGAUCCCAGUGGUUCUGCAGAAUAUAGAGGUAGAGCGCCCCUGCCAAACUGAGAGCAGCUGCACAGCUGACCAAGUGAAUGAAGAGGCAGUUCCUCCCCUGGAAAAGGCAUCACCCCAAGACAGUGGAGGCCUGAACAGAGACCCGGACUUGGACAAACAGGCUGAGGGAGUAGACUGGACUGUUCUCCCAAAUGCAGAAGAUGAUCGUCCACAGGAAGCUUUGAAAUCAGCAGGUGACAAACAGAACAGACCUGAGCCUGGCCAACUUGCUCCCAGAAACAUGAGGUCCAGAACCUCAGGGAAGGGCCAUAUACAUGAACUCACCAAGAAGAGAAGGAAAAAAUCGAAUAGGGGAACUAAGCGACAAGAGAAGGCAGUAAACUGCAAGCAGGUUUCAGCCUGUGGUGAAGACCAUGCCCAACCUAAACCAAGAAGCCCUGUUCCAGAUCUUGACUUUCCAGAGAUGCAGCCAGAGAAAGCUGGAAGCCAAGGGCAGGGUGAAUUGCUUCCAGAUGAUGCAUCCCAGGCAGUGGAAAGCCAGGACACUCAGUUGGACUUGCCAUUGAAGUGUGAAAUGGAGAUGGAGCCCAAAAACCCAGAUAAAUCAAGUUUGAAAAGUGCGAGGAUUUUGCCAAGCACUCAGCCCCAGGGAAUUGCAGACACUGUACCUACAGACCAGGCAGAUGUGCAGAGGGAGGCCAGCAAAGGAGGCCAGCCUGCCCUGCCAGGGAAUGAAAAGGCUAACCUGGAAGCCUCCCAGGUGUCCCCCUGUGGCACCAUGGAUCUUGUAGGGCAGCCUCCAGGAAGCCCCCUUUGCACCAAUAAUGAGGAACUCAGCUUCCCCACAAAGGAAGCCAAGCCCAGGCCUCUGAGCCUGAGGGAGUACAGGCAGCGCCAACAACAGCGCCAGUCUAAUAAUGGAAAUACUAGGACCACAGCAGAGAAACAGAUGACCAGCAAGUGGCCCAGUCUUCCUGAGCUCCCCAAAGAGCUUCCAGAGCUUCCUUGCCUCACAGUCCCUCCUCCACUGCCCUCCACCAAGGCCGCUGCGCCUGGAGGGGCAAAGGAGCCUGAGAAGCCUGCCAGUUGCUCUACACUUCCAGCCCCAGCUGCAGGCAAGGCUGGUGCGAUGCCGCACUCCGUGCUGCCUCCCACUGCCCCGGCUGUGCCAAGGCCUGCUCCUCCUCCGCAGCCUGGUUCUGGUGCCGUAGCUGUUCCUGCUGUGUCUCCACAGCCUAGUGCAGUAGGAGCCUUUCCUCCUGCAGGAGUGCCGGUGCCCCCAACGCUGCCCCCACCUUACCUACCCCCAGCCCCAGGUUCUUUCCUACCACCCCCUUCCAAUUCCUACAUCUUGAGCUCACCACCACCACCACCAGUGCCUUCCUGGUCUCAGUUUGUCCCUGUGCCAGCCAACUACCAAAGUUUGCCCCCUCCACCUCUUGCUCCUGAAGCUCGCACUCCUGUUUUCCAUGCUGUUCCUCCCGUGCCCCCUCCAACCUGGCCUCCCCCACCUGUUCCCCUGCCACCUUUUGCUGCCAGCCUGUCUUACAGCUCUGUCGACUGGGCUCCGGGACUGCAGCCUCCUUACUGGUCUGGUAUUCCAGUUCCACCUCCACAAUUGCCCAUCCCAUACGGCAAUCAAGGAGCUGUUGUGCCGAGUCCCUCAGUUGGCACCUUACCCGCACCAACUAUUCCUGAAGGGAUGCAUGGCCAGCAGAGUACAGCUUUGACACUAGAGCCUUCUCGCUUCUGCCUGCAGUCAAGCCAGCCUGCCCCAGGACCCCAAGUACAAAGCCCUUCUGCUGUCAAGACUGCUCCCAGAAGAGUGUCUGAUCCGAGGAGGAAAGCACAGUCCUUGGCCGCCCAGCCCAAAGCGGAGGUGACACCAAGCAGUUUUCAGCUAUUGGGGAAGCAGCCUUCUGCAUCAGUUACUGAGUCUUCAGAGGAACCACCAUUGACUGGGCAUAGCAACAAGAGCUCCCCCACCCAGUCCUUAUGGGAGGACCGUUCUAUUCCUGCAUCCCAGCAAGGCAGGGAUCCCACUGGCACACUGAAAUCCUCCAAAGAUCCCCUUUCUUUGCCUGUUCUCCAACCGGUGGUGGAUGCCUCAGCCCUCUCUGGCCCCAUGGAGAAAACUUUCACUAAACCUACUGCAGGUCAGAGUGCCAAAGAUGUUUCUCCUGCUUCCCAGCUACAAGAAGAAAACCAGUGUUCCCUUCCAGCUGCCUCAGUGCCAGAAAAGCUGACAGUUAAAAUGGAGACACAUAUCAAGGAACCUGCCCCAACAGUUUCCAGUUCUCCAGCAGCAUCACUGCCCCCCAGGGUACAUGAAACUGACCAGCUUUCCGAUAAACCACAACAUACAUGGAAACACAAGCCUCUCAUCAGCAUUUCACAGUGCUGCCGCAAUAAAGACAUCAUUCAAGCAUUUAUCAAUGAGAUUGGAAUUGAAGCCUCUGACUUGUCCAGCCUCCUAGAACAAUUUGAGAAGACAGAAGCCAAAAAGGAAGCUUCUGGUAUGGCAAAGUCCAAGGAAAAUGUGGCAGCAAGGGAUGAUUGCUCUGAGGCACAGCGAGAAAAGAAAAUGGUGGACCGGCUUCAGACACCGGAGCUCACCAAUGUUGCAGGCCUGACCCCUCCAGCUACUCCACCGCAUCAGCUGUGGAAGCCUUUGGCAGCCAUCUCACUGCUGGGGAAAGCUGGUUCCUCAAAAGCUUCCAGGCUUCUGAAACCCCUGAGCAAACCUCCCAGAAAAGCUCCAGCCCCUGUUCAUGUUGGCUCUGGGGAACAUGACUAUUGUCAGCUUGGUGCUGCCCAGAAGAAGGGAGGCUCCCAAUGGAAUGUCAAACACAGCUUGAAUAUCGAUAUAACUCCUGUCAAGACCGAGGCAAAGGAAGUGCCAGACCAACAUGCCACAAGCCAGCCUCCUGCUGCCGCCAGAGUGGACCCCAUAGGCACCCUCAGUUUGGCUACUGCCUACCAGAAUCCCAAAGAGCCUUCCAGCCCUGUUCAUGCUAGCCAGGGCCAGGCUAAAUUUUCCAGCUCUGUUUCAGUCUCAGAGUCUGUCACAUCGGAGUCACCAUUGCUGGAAAGCAGCCCACGUAAAGAGCCACUGGAUCACCGGACUAGUACACCAAAAUCUGUGACUAGGGUCAGCAAUGCGCCAUGCUCUGUACUGCUAACUCCAGCUGCAUCUCCCUGCCGGGAUGCAGAGGAAGCAACACUGCAACAACCUCAGGAGGCUCAGAAGUGUCUUGCCUCUAAACGAUCCUUGCGAUGCUAUCGAGGCAGACAGAAGUCAGUCAGUCCCCAGAAGGGCAGCUGGAAAGGUCGGCGAAACCGUGCCAGUCAGUCCUUCAGUUCCAGCUCUGAUGGUGAUAGUGAUGCCUCCUCUUCUUCUACUUCUUCCUCUUCCUCCUCCUCUUCAUCACGAUCGCGGUCACGGUCACACUCUCGCUCUCCCCCAUCAAAGCGCCGGAGGAGAUAUCGCUCACGAAGUUCUGGCUCUUCUUCCUCUGAACGUUCAUGGAGCCGGUCAAAGGGCAGGUCCCCGUCUUCCUCAUGCUCCUCCUACUUAUCUAGAUCAUCAUCCCGCUCCCCCUCCUACCGAAGAAGUAGCUACAGGAAAAGAAGACACAGAUACGAUUCCAGCAGUUCCCGUGAGCGUUACCAAAGGCAGAAAAUGCAAUACAAAAAUCGUGCAAUAGAAGAGCGCCGUGUUGUCUUCAUUGGGAAGAUCCCAAACAAGAUGACCCGUUCAGAGCUACGACACCGUUUCUCUGUAUUUGGGGACAUUGAAGACUGCACACUGCACUUUCGGGAGCAUGGGGAUAACUAUGGCUUUGUGACAUACCGCUAUGCUGAAGAAGCCUUCGCUGCCAUAGAUGGUGGAAAUGCUCUGCGUCGCCCUGAUGAGCAACCCUUUGAUCUCUGCUUUGGAGGACGCCGGCAGUUCUGUAAAAGGAACUACGUUGACUUGGAUUCUAACCAAGAUGACUUUGAGCCUGUCUCUUUGAAGAACAAAUAUGACUCCCUUGACUUCGACACCUUAUUGAAGCAGGCUCAGCGGAGUCUGCGGAGGUAACGCUAGCUCUCCCGGGCUUGUUCUGCCCGGUAGGCAUCUUGCCUACACUAGCCUUACCUCUGAUUGGCUGUAGGGGCAGGUGAACCCUCAGGCCUAAUCGCCAUGUCGAGUGUGGUUUUGUAACAAAAAUGUCAAAAAUCCCGUAAAUAAUUUUUAUCCUGUUUUUCUAGGGACUAUUUAAGGGGAAAGAUGAUGUUAAACUAUGAGGACAGGAAUGGAAAACACCAACCAGCUUCCAUUUACUUAAUCACUAUGCAGACAAUAAACUUCAACCAUAGACCUA
This is a messenger RNA of Varanus komodoensis (Komodo dragon), 5237 nucleotides long. It is a transcript of the gene PPRC1, whose product is annotated as PPARG related coactivator 1. Bases 17 to 4954 code for a protein of 1645 amino acids. Gene Ontology annotation, biological process: positive regulation of transcription by RNA polymerase II. The record is from RefSeq and is a predicted model, not a curated record. Gene Ontology annotation, cellular component: nucleus. The transcript is spliced from 13 exons. Gene Ontology annotation, molecular function: transcription factor binding; RNA binding. NCBI's taxonomy places the organism in Eukaryota, Metazoa, Chordata, Lepidosauria, Squamata, Varanidae.